Messenger RNA from Bactrocera oleae (olive fruit fly), 3030 nucleotides. RefSeq names its product leucine rich repeat containing protein 20 sclp (gene Sclp). Gene Ontology annotation, molecular function: protein binding. The record is from RefSeq and is a predicted model, not a curated record. NCBI's taxonomy places the organism in Eukaryota, Metazoa, Arthropoda, Insecta, Diptera, Tephritidae.
CUCUUGUAAGUGCAUACUACUUAUGUAUGUAAGCUUUGAAAAUUAAUACAUACGUAUGUAUAUUCAAAUAAUAAUUAUAAGCACCGAAAUCUACAAUAACCAAAAAGAAGUGACGCCAAAUUAAACAAGUGCAAUUGUAUCUAAUAUAAAUCCGUUCUUUAUUCUCAGGCCACAAAGCCAAUUGUUGGUAGCAGCUGUUUGUUGUUGGCAGCUGAUCAAGCUGAUAUGUCUCGUGCUUUCGUUUUUUUUCCGACGUCGUAGUAGACCCUUUGUCUACUACUACAAACUGGUGGAAUUAAUCUCUUGGAACUUUACGGUUUUCCUAUAUGUACAUACCCUGUUUAUAUUUACCUCUUCCGUUCUCUCUCGCUUUCUUUAAACAAUACGUUGGGUUUAAAAAAACCUUUUCAGGAGAAAAAUAAUUAAACAUCUUUCCCCCAUAAUCUCUAUAAAAUUUUACAUUGUAUUACUAUAUAUAUGUACUUAUUUAAAAAUAUACAUACAUUUAGUAUGUAUUUAGACUUUUUGAAAGUAAUUCCCAUUAUGAAUUAGAAUAAAGCCCUUUGUAGCUUUCUGACAGAAAAUAUAUAUGUUUGUAGAUGGUUUCUUUGUUGAUAUUUUAAAAUAGUAGUGAUAGCAUAUUUUUCAGACAUCCCAAAUAUAUUUAGCCAAAAGAAAUAAUUAGGUCUUUCUUCUGUGAUAAAAUACUGAAAAACUAACCUGCAGUUGAAUGUGAUCUCAAAAAUUUUAAGUACUCCUAUCAGAGAAUUUAUUAACAUUCUCUCCAAAUAGAAUAGAAUAUUAUGUGGCCCUUCAAGAAUUUGUACUUUAGGUAGGAGAGAUUAGUUUUAAUGUUUAUUUAUUAAUUAAUUUAAUUUCAGUUGGUAGUCAUAUCUGUACAACAUGUUGAUAAAUGUAAAUUCCUAAAUUGAUCAGUUUUACUUAAAUAUGUGUAUAUAUUUAUUAUACACUACAGCGCAUUAAAUAUUAUAGCAAAAGCUCAUUUGCUCCUAUAAUUGUGAACUAAUGUAGAAGAAAAGACAUAAAACCAGAGAAUUUGAAUAAAUUAAAUAUAUAUAAAUAUUUAUUAACAUUCUCUGAUAAAACCUUACACGAGAGCUUUAGUGCAAGCUCUCUGCACAGCACGUUGUAUAUACUAGUACUUAUGCUUAGAGCACAAAAUAAAUUAUAAAUAGAUAUAUGUAUGUACAUACAUACAUUUGUACAAUCAAACACAUACAAAGAGACAAAAUCCCACUCUUGGCCAAAUAAUUAUUACUUAUUAUAUUAAUUUUUUCAUACAAUUCCAUUGUGUUAAUAUGAACGAAGUAGCGCAUUGACGACGUUCACCUCCCAUAUAACGAAAUUGCACAAAUAUAGUAUUUUUCUAAUCGAAUAAAUGCAGCUUGUAAUUACUUAAAUUCGUUUAAAGAAAAACGUUUGAAAAUAUCAUAUUGUAUGACAAUAAUAUAGUAUGUAUUGAUUUAAAUUUGAAUAUCACAAAGCAAAUCAUAAAUAUGACUAUCUAAACAACAACUUUUAAGAGUGUUUAUUUCACUCUCUUUUAUAACAAAUUCUCUUAUAACUUAAUGUCUUUCUCAAAAGCAAGUGUUUUGAUAUAAUGUUUUCUUCACGAGCUGCACAAUAGAUCUUUCACUCAAUUUCCAUCCGCGAUUUGAUCGUGUCGUUUGUGUUUUUCUGAAUAUAUUUUCUAGGAAAUAUAAUAAAUCGAAAGCGAAACCUCGCGAAAAUCCACGUGUACGCUGUUAGAGGGAAAAUUACACUGUAUUUGGUUAUUUUUAAUUCAUUUCUGAAAAGUUGAAAAAAUUGUCAACAAUGGCACAUGCUGUGGUGCGUGUUGUAGAGAGAUGUGAAAAUGCGCAAGAUAAUGAGUCAUUAGACUUGUCCGAAUGCCAACUGACGCAAAUUCCCGACGCGAUUUAUCAUUUAAUGCGCAAUACCCAACUAAAGACUUGUGAUCUUAGUAGCAAUGUCAUCAAAAAGAUACCAGCGAAAUUCGCGCUCAAAUUUAAUCUCAUUACAGACCUCAACCUCUCGCACAAUCAAAUGGCCAAAUUGCCCGAUGAGUUGGCAGAUCUAAAUGCGUUGGCGCGGUUGAAUAUCUCACACAACUCAUUUAUUGUUUUACCACCAGUUGUGUUUAAAAUGCCCAAAUUACGGGAAUUGGACGCCAGUCACAAUGCCAUUAUCGAAAUCGACACUGAUGAAAUGAUCACAAGCGAUAACUUAGAAUUAGUUAACCUGAGACAUAAUCCCUUGGGACGAACCUGCCACCGCAAAUUGGAAAAUGUCAGCACAUCAUUUCGCCUCGAAUUAUCGGAGUACAACGAGGAUGAUGAUUGGUAGGCUUGUGGGAUAUUUUGUAUAUCCUGUAAAAAAAUUAUAGGCGAUUAUUUCCCAAAACUAAGCUAAAAUAAAUGGGCUUAUUUGAUUAAGUUUGUGACUGCUAAGUAUAUAUUUUAAAUACAACUUAGCAACUGAUUAUGAUUAAUACAUUUGAGUACGCGUGGAGCCAAACCUCAAAGUACCUAUUUAUUGAAUAAAUUAAUUAGAAUGUUAGUUACUAAAGAAAGCAUACAAAGUUUAGCUGAUACGAACUGCUGAUUUAGUCAACUUUCAGUAAACAAAAUUUUAAAGCUUAAAAAUCUGGGUAGGACAUCGAUUUAAUAAGCCGCCUUAACAAAGAACAUAGUUUUAAGAAAGAAAAAUGAGAUUGAUAACUUUCUAGUUUAAAUUAGCACAAUUAGCAUAAACCCUUAAUUAAAUCGGUUCUAUUGUACCUAACAUUUUUUUGCUUUGAAUGGGGGAAACUUAAACUAUCAAAGCAUUAAUGCCAAAGAUAUAUUUUAGAAAUGAAUGAACAAUUUUAUCAACUAUGUAAGCAUACACAUAAGACAACCUGUAUAUAUACUUAACACUAGGGUUUUCAAUGUGAUUUCUUUGCUAAACUAAUUUUAACACUUUAAGUUAUAACAGUUUCAAAGGAAAUAAACACAUGCAAAAAAUUUA